Exophiala aquamarina CBS 119918 is the source of this 1239-nucleotide messenger RNA. RefSeq lists its product as uncharacterized. The transcript has 2 exons. The record is from RefSeq and is a predicted model, not a curated record. Gene Ontology annotation, cellular component: endoplasmic reticulum; Golgi apparatus. Gene Ontology annotation, molecular function: protein-cysteine S-palmitoyltransferase activity. Bases 1 to 1239 code for a protein of 412 amino acids. Gene Ontology annotation, biological process: peptidyl-L-cysteine S-palmitoylation; protein targeting to membrane. Lineage: Eukaryota; Fungi; Ascomycota; Eurotiomycetes; Chaetothyriales; Herpotrichiellaceae.
AUGGCCAGCCCUACUCUUGCCAAAUUGGCCGUCCCAGCAGUUGCCCUGCUGAUUGCUUUCUUGUCUUACACUUCUCAGUAUCUGUUUUAUGCCAUCGAGCCAGGCCCAUUAGACUGUCGACAGACAAAGAUAUUCAAUACCCUCGUCAUCUGUCUCUGGAUUUCUUAUGCUCGCGCUUGUACGACCAGUCCUGGGUCAGUUCCGAAAGACUGGUCUCCUGACGGCAAGACCGAAGAGAGCACUGCAUCGGAUGGGAAGAUCCAGACAAGGCAGCGGUAUUGCCGCAAGUGUGAUGCCUUGAAGCCUCCGAGAUCUCACCACUGCAAAGUCUGCAAGAGGUACGUCGACCGAACAGGACGUCAUGAAUGGCAGAGGCUGACCUUAUCGGCAAAGGUGCAUUCCCAAGAUGGACCACCACUGUCCUUGGACCUACAAUUGCUCCUGUGGGAGAACCGACACUUACCAAGUUAUCUGGGUCCAUCUGUGCCUCAGCUAAUUUUUCUCUUCCUCCUUAUGGUGACCAACUCUCUUACACUGUUUCUGGUUUCGGUCACCUUCCUUCGUACUGUCUGGGGUCUUGGAGGGAACAUUACAACCAUCGAGAGCUGGGAGAUUGAACGCCACGAACAACUUCUUCGCCGUGCUCGUGUUCUUGGUGGCUACCUCGAUGGCCCAGAUGGAAUUCGUGUCAAGAUUGUGCGGCAAGAAUUUCCGUACGAUAUCGGUAUAUGGAACAACAUUGCUCAGGGAAUGGGCUCCCAUAAUCCGCUCGCAUGGUUCUGGCCAUUUUCAUUCACUCCCAGGACGAAUGGUCUGUUGUUCGAGGACAAUGGUUUUGAGGAUCCGGGAGUCUCUUGGCCUCCUCCUGAUCCUGAUAGAAUGCCUCGGACGGACCGAACUUCGAUUGCACAUGAGGAUUCAUCCGCUAACCAAAACCAGGAUUUAACUCCAGAUGAAGAAAUCAUAGCAUUCAAGAAGCGACAACAAGCAGAUUUUGAAUCUCGUGCCGAUCACUAUGGCGUACAGAGACGGCGCCCCUUCCAUGAGCGCUUCGAAGAGAGUGUCUUGAACGCUGCUGAAAAUGAUUAUCAAGAACCUGGUGGCAGUGGUGAGGAGGGAUGGCAGGACACUGGUGGAAAUCGACUCAAAGACUUUGGAGUGGACGAAGAUGUCGAAUUCUAUGACGAGGACGACAUUCCGAUCGCUGAAUUGUUGAGACGACGGAAAGCCAAGCCGUGA